CUACGACGAAACCGCCGCUAAGCACAUUUCCCAAGCUCGCUGCGCUGCAACACGUAUUACAUAGAAACAAGAUAUAAUAAAGAUGCUUAUGCGUAGUUUUCGUCCUCCAGGCCACUCCUUGGCCCCCCUGAUGACAUUUGGCACAGCCUGGCUCGAUGCCCCUAGCAGCUCCGGACGAGAAUACUCGGGUGGCAGUACGGACAGCAGGCGUGGAGGGCCAGCGCUGGAUGCUGCCGCUCCUAGCUGCUCGGGGCGGGAGCAUCGGUACUACAGCAAUGCAAGCCCUAAGCCCCUCCCAUCAGGGACGAGCUUUGAGGAAGCAUUUAAGAGGAAUCCGCAUAAUGCGGCACAGCAAUUAGCAGCCAAGCUAAGCCCAGCCCAGCGCGCAGUGCUUGCUUCCGCGCUUGCACAGCAAACGGAAGUCCAGCAGCUCGACGAAAAGUACUGGGAAGAGCUAUUUAAAGCACACGACAACGCGGAUGGCGACUCGCCAGGCGCGCUGAGCAGAGAGGAGUUCCAAGCGGCCAUGUUGGCGCACACGAGCUUGAUAGAGAACCGCAACCGGAUACCUCCCUCCGCCUCGGCUCUGAAGAUGGUCUUCCUGGCCUCCGCGAUCCCCUUCGUUGCGUUCGGAUUCCUAGACAAUGCGAUAAUGCUGGUUGCGGGCGAGGAGAUUGACCACAUGUUCGGGAUCCGGUUGGGGCUGUCCACGCUGGCGUCCGCGGGUCUCGGGAACGCAGUUGCGGACGUGAUCGGCGUUGGGGCGGCCAAGUACAUUGAGCAAGCUGUGCGCUGGCUGCCAUUCGUCAGAGAGCCCAAGCUGUCCAAGUUCCAGAACGCACUGCCCAGCACGCAGCGCGCUAAGCUCGCGGGCGCCAUGGUUGGUGUGCUGGUGGGCUGCCUGAUGGGCCUCACACCGCUCUUCAUGUCGGGCUCCUUCUUCACGCGGUAACCACGCGUUGACCGGCUUACGGUUAACGGCUUGUCGUAGCUUGGAACAAACUUCGUGAGGGGCGGUGGAGUGCGGGUAGGGUGAUGCAGGGGGUGCAGGAGCGGAUACGAGCGGCGGGAACAGUAGCAGGCGCUGGAGGUGUUGUUGAUCCUCCGGUCGCCUUGUUGGCUUAUCAUGACUGCUUGGACUUGGAAAGAAGGGGGAAAUGGAAGGGAAGGAAGGUUCCUAGGGCUCCAGUGGCUAGCUGGUUCGGGGCUUGUUACCGUAUGUUUGCAGAGUGGAGGUUGGUUGGGUAUGGCGCUGAGGUGUAGGGCCAUGGCAGUUACCUGCAGCGGCUUGACCCCACUCGUUCGUAGCCCGUUACUGGCACCACGCUUCACAUGCGGACAGGGGCCCUUAGCUGGGGAACCGGUUGGAUCCUAGUUCCUAGAGGGUAAGGCGGUAGUGAGCUUAUUGGGUAGUGAGCUUUGGGUCAGGAGGGCGAGCGGACAUGGUGGCUAGCUUAUGGCAAUACGAAGAAGCAGACGCUUUAGCACACCGGAUUAUGUCUAGUUAAUGCAACAGGUGUUGGUAUGCGCGUGUGGGGGGUGCGGCACAGCGUUAGCGGAUGACGAUUUCGGACGCGGCCCGCCGGGCUCUACCCAUACGGGCGAGGCCGCGUGUGACUCUCGCAGCUUUAUCUCGUUGACCUGCGCCAGUAGAAGUCCACGAACCCCUUUCCUAGAUUGGACGACUCUAGUAGUGGAUAGCUGUUGUUUUGGUGUUGUUGUGGGGCUGCUCUCGCUUGGGAUGCCUGCCUGCCGACCCUGGAAAUGAUUCCUCCCAGGCCGCAAGGUUACGAGUGCAUAAGCCCCACACUGCCUUAGCAGCAUGGGCUGAAGCGGUGGCUGCGGCACGUCGUUCCGUGCCAGGCCAGUGGCUUAGCCGUGCUUUAGGGAUACAUAGGACAACCCUUAGCUUGACGCGUUACCGGUAUGUUAGUUGGUGGUAGAGGGUAGGUCAGGUGGGACCUUGCCGCCGUUGCCGGUUACGGCGGCAGGCGAAGGCGCUGCUGGGUAGCUGGCCUGCAUGAGCUGAGCAUCACCGCGUUGGCGAGCCACACUAGCCACCGGUGUGGUGCGGGGUUCCCGUAGCGAGUGGCUGGGCUAGGUAGAGAGCGGGGCAGUCGGGUAUUCAUGCAGAGAAUGAAGGCGGGGAUUGUGGUUUCGGUGCGUACAUGUGUCCUGUUCGCUGCUAGGAGGCCGCUGGUGUGUGUUGGGUGGCACCCGCGCGCGCACACCCUGUCCCCUAGGGGGCAUUGCAGCAUGAUGGGGCAGAUACUGGAGGAGAUGUGUGGGCUGACAUGCGCACUGCUUGCGUGAUCACGGUGCAUGACUUAUACCAGUACGGUUAACGGUAACGGUUCGUGGCUGGGAAACGGCAAUGUUAACCAGCUGUCCAUGCGCGUACGGCUGUCCCUGUUCUGGGGAGGAGAUGGCGGUUUCUUAAUGUUAAACGGCUGUCCG
This is a messenger RNA of Astrephomene gubernaculifera, 2457 nucleotides long. The record is from the annotation of a GenBank genome assembly. Lineage: Eukaryota; Viridiplantae; Chlorophyta; Chlorophyceae; Chlamydomonadales; Astrephomenaceae.